This is a messenger RNA of Oncorhynchus mykiss (rainbow trout), 2373 nucleotides long. RefSeq names its product testin. Gene Ontology annotation, molecular function: zinc ion binding. The record is from RefSeq and is a predicted model, not a curated record. NCBI's taxonomy places the organism in Eukaryota, Metazoa, Chordata, Actinopteri, Salmoniformes, Salmonidae.
CUGCAGCCCUGUUCCAAAAGGAACGUGAUCAAUUUUCACCCGGUGCAAAAACGCCUACCCGGGCCAGAUUAUACGAAUCUUUCCCAAUGCAAUGAACGGGACAGCGGUGCUUGAAGAAGUGAUGGGCGAGUAAAAUCGAUCAACUCUCGGUUUUGUUUCUAAAGAUUGGUGUCAACGUAAAGUCAAUCCAAGUUUUUGGUGUUUAUUUGCAAGUUACGGCGGGACUCAAACAACAUACGGAGGGGAAUUGAAAAUGGAGGUAGAAAAGGAAAUAAAGAAGAUGACCCUGGGCCACGAGAUUGGUGCCGGAGCCGCGUGCCUGAAAUGCAAGGACAAAUGCGAGGGGUUCGAGCUGCACUUCUGGAGAAAAAUCUGCCGGAACUGUAAGUGUGGCCUGAUGGACCACGAUGUUCAGAUGAACUCUGAGGAUGACCGGAAGGUUGGUAAGCUGUUUGAGGACACCAAGUACACGGGUCUCGUCGCCAAGCUCAAGACAGACGGCGCCCCCACAUACAAGGGCAACCAGGUCACCUUCUCCAUCUCCCCCAGCCCCAUGUCAGCCACCUCUGUACCAUACAGUCCCCACACUGUGCCAGCCAAGGCUGGCUAUGGUGCUGAGGGUGGGGCUGGGGCCGUACCUGGGUCUGGUGCUGGUGCCGGUUAUGGGGCCAGUGCUGGGGCCGGUGCUGGGCCCGCUACCAUGUCCAAACCAGGGGCAAUCAGACCUAAUGCUGUGUCAGUCAAUGUCGUGCCAGUCAGGAAGGAUGCUGUGAAGUCUGUCACCUACGAGUGGGCACCACCAGGGGUCAAACAGUAUAUGGCUGUCCGCUACAUUGAGCUCCUGCCCCCAGAGAGGCGUCCCAUAGCGGGCACAGAGGGUGCAGCCUACCGCCGGCAACAGAUGGCAGUGCAGCUACCGGAGCAUGACCAGGACCCGGCCAAGUGCCACGAGCUUACCCCCGCAGAGGUGAAACAGAUGCAGCAGUUCGUCCGCAAGUACAAGGACGAGGCCCUGGGAGUGGGAGACAUCAAGCUGCCCGAGGAGAUGAUGGGACAGGGUCUGGGUCAGGAGAGAGCACCAGGCAUGGGAGCACCAGGCAUGGGAGCACCAGGCAUGGGAGCAGCAGGCAUGGGAGCACCAGGCAUGGGAGCACCAGGCCAGGGAGGACCAGGACAAGGACGACCAGGGAUGGCAGAACACCCAGGGAUGGCAACAGCUGGGGGAGCCUUUGGGCCUGCAGGUCCUGGUCUUCGGACUAGACCCGGGGCUGGGGGUGCACUUGGGCCAGCAGGACCAGUUCAGCCUGGGACGGGGGCUGGGGGUUACCCUGGGGCUGGAAAGGGUGCACCAGAAGACAUGGGUACUGCUGCCACCACUACCGCUGGGUCAAUGGGCACUCCGGGAGCCCCUGGAUCUCACCAGGCUGGUCCCUGUGGACAAUACUCGUGCCACCAGUGCCAACUGCCCAUGCGUCAGGGCGAGCCUGCGGUGUACGCAGAGCGUGCUGGCUACGACAAGCUGUGGCACCCGGCCUGCUUCGUGUGCUGCACCUGCUCAGAGCUCCUGGUGGACAUGAUCUACUUCUGGAAGAAGGGACAGCUCUACUGCGGACGCCACUACGGAGACAGCGAGAAGCCCCGCUGUGGAGGCUGUGACGAGCUGAUCUUCAGUAAUGAGUACACACAGGCCGAGGACCAGAACUGGCACCUGAAACACUUCUGCUGCUUCGACUGUGACUGUGUUCUGGCUGGAGAGACCUAUGUUAUGGAGAACAACAAGCCUGUCUGCAAGCCCUGCUACAUGAAGAGCCACGCAGUAGUAUGUACAGCCUGUCAGAACCCAGUGGAGCCCGAGGCCCAGCGCGUCUCCUACGGGGAGUUCUACUGGCACGCUGAGCCCCAGUGCUUCCAGUGCUCCUGCUGUGCUAAGUGUCUCAUUGGAGAGCGCUUCAUGGCCAUACAGGGCAUGCUCUUCUGCUCUGUCGAGUGCAAGAAGAAGACCAUGACCUAGAGAAGACUAUAUGGCCCAGAGCAGCUCAACCUGAUGACAAAAUUAUUCAAGUCUGGUCUAGAAUGCGAACAAUGGUAAUUUCCCUUGACCUCAAACAAGGUGGUUCAGUCUGCAACUGAUUCUUGCUCAGAUCAACUCUGCUCCUGAUGACAACCAACCCCAGUCCUGAACUCAGCUAAUUUUAGUUUUCACUCUGCUUAUUUCCGCUCAAGACAGCAACCGAUCAUCUGAAUAACAGUUGGGAAUAACCUCAAUAUUGUCUGUUUCUCACUUGACAUGCAACUGUUUUGUUCUACUGCAUCUCAAUGAAACUACUCUAGUUUUAUUGAGAUACAUUUUGUUGAAGUCUUGUUUCAGCACAC